Messenger RNA from Telopea speciosissima, 582 nucleotides. Its product is annotated as stellacyanin-like. Gene Ontology annotation, molecular function: electron transfer activity. Bases 1 to 582 code for a protein of 193 amino acids. The record is from RefSeq and is a predicted model, not a curated record. Gene Ontology annotation, cellular component: plasma membrane. The transcript has 2 exons. Lineage: Eukaryota; Viridiplantae; Streptophyta; Magnoliopsida; Proteales; Proteaceae.
AUGAAGAGCAACAACAACAAUAUGGCCUCUCUCUUGGGUGCCUUCUUCUACACAUUCCUCAUUGCAAUCGCUAAUGCUUCAAGUGAAUUCAAAGUUGGUGAUAGUGUGGGUUGGCGAGAACCUGAUGCCAACAAUACCCAGAUUUACAAUCAGUGGGCUGCCCAUAACAGAUUUCUAGUUGGAGAUUCCCUCAAUUUCGAGUAUAACAAAGAGGACUCAGUUCUUGUGGUGGAUAAAUUUGGUUACUAUCACUGCAAUACAACAAAACCCAUCUCUGCAUUCAAUGAUGGAAAGACUGUAAUAAAGUUAGAUAACCCUGGACCUUUCUACUUCAUUAGUGGAACACCAGAUCACUGCAACAAUGGACAGAGAAUGGUGGUUAACGUACUGGGUUUACAUCCAAUCCCACAAUCUCCUCCUCCUUCUUCAUCAUCUAUUGCUAAUCCACCUCAAACUUACAUGAAUACUGACUCUCCUUCACCAUCACCAAAUCAAAACUCAGGAAUCUCCAUCACCAGUACUGUUUCAUUGAUUCCCUUUGUUUUGACUCUUGUCAUUACUUCAGUUAUGUCAAUGGCAUGA